AUGAUGCAAAGGGUGCUGAUACCGAGACUACGAACGACACGACUUGGGUGGAAAGUGGCCAUUCGAUCUAUAUCAACUCAAGCUGAGCAUUCGACUAUCCUCGAGGGGCCUCAAUCGUACAAAAAUCCAAUUGCACAACAGUAUCACAAUGAGUUCACAACCUAUUUGGCCGAUCCUAAAGUACCGAAUACGCUUUUGAAAAAGCUUGUUUACUCCAAGAUUGAAUCCUUAGUAGAGCAUUCCAUCGGAGAAGAAGGUGUGGACGUCCUAGGUUUUGUCUUGAAAAACUUUAAUAAGAACAGAUCAGACGAACAAUUACCAUUGCAACUAUCUAUUAAAAUAUUCAACAGCAUGCACCAACAUUUACUUCUGAUGCGUCCCGACUUUCUUGAAGGAAUCAUGCGGCAGCUAGUUGCAAACGUUCACACACUACCGGACGAGACACUAAUCUUGGUGUUGGAUUUCAUAGCUGGCCAGCAAGUGAAGGUUGAGCAAUUUCUCCAUCGGUUGGAGUUUAGGAUUAAUGAUGAGUUUAUGACCAAGUAUAUUGAGUUUAUGAAGAGUCAAAAUAAGCUAACUCUUGACGUAUUCGAAUCCAUGUGCAAGAUACGAGUCAAUGAUUCUUUGAUAUUUGCGUUGAAUGGAUAUGUUGAAAAAUUGUAUGGUAACAACUUACCACCAAUUCACUGCUAUGAUGAUUUAGAGCGGAGCUUGGAUAGAGUUCAAAUGUUGGUUUGCAGUGUUAUCGAAAGUCUUGAUGAGAGGAGCCUGUCUAUUUCUGCAUUGUUUACUAUCUUUAAAUUGAAUGAAGAGUUUUUGCAAGUACUGGCUAGCUGCUCACUGGCCGUGCGUGGUGGAGAGAAACUUAUACGCGGACUAUCCUCUAGGUUCAAGGAGGUACUCAACUCACUCAGAGGUCAAUCGGAGCCGGAUGACGCAUUGAUUGAAGCGCUCAUGUAUGCAGCAAGGGGAACUGACACAAACUUCUGCAAUGCCUUGGCGGAGCAUAUUUUGGCUGAUCCGAAAUACGCACAACAAAUAAAGGUAGGGGCAAAAAUUAUCGACACUUCCCUAACUCAAGAGAGUUUGGAGAGCAUAUUAAAAUCUGAAGAAAUGACUGAACAAAUGUUUGAAGUGGUGAUACAAGCAGUUUCAAAAUCUCAUCCACACUUAUCAAAUUUUGCAUUUGAAUUCUACAGACGUAACGGAUUGCUUCCAUCAGCAAAAGUGUUCAAGUCGAUGCUUGAUAAGGCAAUAAACGACAAUGAUUAUAAAUUAGCAUUCAAAAUAUUUAAUGAUUCAACGACGUACAUACAAUGGCCAGAUUACUACAACGACCUCACGAUUUCCAAAACGCUCAACGAUCUCAUUCAAUGUGUGGUGUUAAACAUACCAAUCAGAGAGUCCUUUCCCAUGUUUCGCAAAAUAAAAGCUCAGCUUCAACAACAAAUAAAUGUUGAUUCCAUAAAUGCAUUGGCUUCGGCUAUGUUGGAGGCGAAUUUGGUGGGUGACGUACUUGAGAUGCUCAAGAGGGAACUACCUAAUAUCAAGGAUGAGAGAUUGAGACUCCCCAUUGAUAAACCAUUUGGGUAUAAAUACCUCAAGUUGUUCAACACUCUCCACACUUAUGCCAUUACCAACACAUUUGAUAAAACAGUAACUAAUAACUGGUACUUGUUCACGCACUUGUACAAGUACUUUCACAUUCCAGAGGAUCGUAUACUCCCCACACUUCGAUUCUUCUGCCAACAUGACAGAUUGAAUGGUGCAUUACUAAUAUUCAAUAAAAUGGUGGAUCAGCAUCAGUUGCAUGGCAACCACUCAUUUCAACCACCAUCACCAGAAAUGUACAUGUACCUCUUGAGUGAGUUUGGUGAUAAGUUGUACGAAGAAGGUGUGAUUCAACUUCAUGAUUGGUUGAAAAUGGACACAAACAUUCCACGAGUGGACCUACAGCUUACCAAUGUGAUUAUGAAUGCUUAUUGCAAUUUGCAGGAUGUGGCAAAAGUACGUGACUUGUUUAUUGCUGCAAGUAUCAAUGAUAAAGUUGAUGAAGAGAGUGCCGUGAUCAUGAUCAAAGCUUACACUUACAAUGACCUACAUUAUGUCGAAAAAUUUUGGGACAAUCUUUCGAAAUUUGACUUGAUUCCGAAUUACGACAUGUACAAACAGUAUUUGAUUGCGUAUUCAUAUUAUGGCAAGACGGAAAGGGCCUUUGAAUUGGUUGAAAAGAUUGACGAGUAUGAUUUGGCCGUCAAUGAGGACUUGUUGCUUAAUCUACACAACUAUUGUUACAUUGAGGACAAACAACAGGAGAUCAAGGACUGGGCAAAGACCAACUACGCAACAUUGUGGAGCAAUGUGGUAAAAUCGGGUUUGCUUGUGGAGGCAACUGGCUAUAAACCUCAUGAACAUUUCUUAGUGGAUGGCUCUAUCGAUGAAAAGCCAAAACUUGUGGAAUAA
Lodderomyces theae is the source of this 2463-nucleotide messenger RNA. RefSeq lists its product as uncharacterized. The transcript has a single exon. Bases 1 to 2463 code for a protein of 820 amino acids. The record is from RefSeq and is a predicted model, not a curated record. NCBI's taxonomy places the organism in Eukaryota, Fungi, Ascomycota, Pichiomycetes, Serinales, Debaryomycetaceae. Gene Ontology annotation, molecular function: protein binding.